Molecule: messenger RNA, 1369 nt
Organism: Pocillopora meandrina
Lineage: Eukaryota; Metazoa; Cnidaria; Anthozoa; Scleractinia; Pocilloporidae
Source: the annotation of a GenBank genome assembly
AUGAUACAUGGGUUAAAACCUUUUGGAUACCAUGUGGUCAAUGUUGUUCUUCACAGAUUUGUUUGUCUGUUGUAUACUUGUGUGUGCAAGGUGGUGGCCUUCAAGUCCAGUAUAUUUGCAUUUAUCGCGGGAAUUCUAUUUGCUACACAUCUUGUCCAUACAGAAGCUGUAAGUUCAGGUCAUGCCACUCUUUCGCAACCUUCAAACUUCUAAGAUCUGUUGUUAACUAUUCCAUGAAACAGGGAAUCUAUUUGUUUUAUGCAAUGAAAAAGCAAAAGGUUAUUAAUCUAAACAUCAUAUAUGCAUCUUUCCUCCAAUAGAUCACGAGGAUCAAACUGCACAUGAUUCAGUUUAUCAUAUAAAUUACAUUGGAACUUCUGUGAACUGUUGCCUUACUUGCUGAGUACAAAAAAACUAUGAGAGAUCACAAGACAUUGGAGCUACAGUUUAGGUGACAUUAAAUGACUUAAAAAUGUUCUUUACCCUUUAACUCCUAAGAUCUCAUAAGUAAUUCUCUUUACUGUCUGCCAAACAAUUCUCAUUAUGUAAGUUUGGAGAAUUUGGUAUUGGAUCAACUAGUAAUCCCAUAAUUGAUAUUUUUCUUUAUUCUCAUCUCUUGUUUUUAUGAUUUUUUAUAGAUAUAGUAAGGAGAAAUUCUGUCUUGGUCACUCAUGAAAGUUAAAGGGUCUAGAGGAAAUAGCCUGAACCUCAAGUUGAUAGAAAAAAAUCAAGAAAAAGCAAUUUUUAGUGAAAAAGGAAGAAAGAAAGAAGUUAUUUCAUGAAACAAGUGGAUCCUCUUUUCAAGAGUAUUGUUUGCCAUUUGUAUGUUUUAAAUCUUUGUUCAACUAUCUUUUAGGAAGUUUUUAUGAAAUAAAAACAACCCAUGUUCCUGUUUGACUGUAUUUACCAGCAGAGUUGUUGGAGAAAGAACUGUAUCAAUUGUUCUCUCUGUGUCUGUAAGUGCUAGUAAAUUUGUUUCUAAAAAGUGUAAUGUGAUUUGACAGUGUGGAGGCAUAUAUUUAGGAUUUAAAGUUUUGUAGGGAUUUUGAGAAAAGAGUUGAAAAAAGCAAAUGACCUAGCUGAUUAUGUUCAGAGUUAAUACCCUUUUUACUCACUUGAGGUAAACCUGGAUGUUUUUCUUUUUUAGCCACUGGUUUUUUGUCUCAUGGCAUUCAGAGUAUGGAUGCUUGGAGGAAAUCUACCACAUUUUACACUUCAGGACAACCCUUCCUCAUUUUCAGACUGUCUCAGUUCUCACAUCAUGACUUACUCAUAUCUGAUUGCAUUCAACUCUUGGUUGCUUUUAUCAUUGAGUGUGUUGAGCUAUGAUUGGCAGAUCGGAAGCAUACCUCUUGUGGAAUUGCUGAUG